UUUUUUUUUUUCUUUUUCAUUUGAAUUCUUCUAUAAAUUAGUACGCAAGUUUAUAACCAGGCAACAGAGAGAUUAAAUGAAAGAAAGCAAGAAUGGAGAAGACCUGGUUUUGUUUCAUCAUCUUCUGUAUUGAUCUCCUCCUAUGUGAAGCUUCUUCAUAUGUGCGACCACCACCUCGCCCUAUUAUCCAUACACAACACAGGCAUAGUGAGUCGCAUCCUCAACAGGUGCAUGUUUCUCUGGCAGGAAAAGAUGGUGCAAGAAUAUCGUGGGUGACUGAGUCAUCUCAUGUGGCUUCAAUGGUUGAGUACGGGACAUCAGCAGGCAAAUAUGUUAAUUCAGCAAAGGGAGACACCACAUCCUACCACUACUUCUUCUAUUCCUCACCCAAGAUCCACCACGUCAAAAUCGGACCGUUGGAUCCAGACACCAUUUACUACUAUCGUUGUGGUGGUACCGGCCCUGAAUUCACUUUCAAGACACCACCACCUGCUUUCCCUGUCGUCUUCGCCGUUGCAGGUGACCUGGGACAAACGGAAUGGACCUCAUCAACACUAGAACACGUGAAGCGAACAGACUACGAUGUCUUGCUCCUACCAGGCGACCUCUCCUAUGCAGAUGGCCAACAACCGCUUUGGGAUUCAUUCGGCCGCUUUGUCGAGCCACUCGCGAGCUCCCGACCCUGGAUGGUUACCCAGGGCAACCACGAGAUCGAAUCCAUUCCUAUCCCUUUCCUCAACCUCCAGGCCUUCAAGGCCUACAACUCAAGAUGGCUCAUGCCAUUUCAAGAGAGUGGCUCCAACUCCAAUUUGUACUACUCAUUUGAAGUCUCAGGUGUUCAUGUUCUUAUGUUGGGUUCUUACACUGACUUCAAUCAAGGAUCAGCUCAGUAUCAAUGGCUUCGAUCUGAUUUGGCUAAGGUUGAUAGGAAGAGGACGCCAUGGCUCAUUGCAUUGAUUCAUGCUCCAUGGUAUAGUACAAAUGUGGCCCAUCAAGGGGAAGGGGAGAGCAUGAGGAAAGCCAUGGAGAGUUUGCUCUUUGAAGCAAGGGUUGAUGUGGUCUUUGCAGGGCACGUCCACUCGUACGAGCGUUUUACGAGGGUCAGCAACAAUGAGGCUAAUCCUUGUGGUCCUGUACAUAUUACAAUUGGGGACGGAGGCAACCGCGAGGGGCUUGCUUUGAGCUUCAAGAAGCCUGUUUCUUCUCUCUCGAUGUUUCGUGAAGCAAGCUUUGGGCACGGGAUGCUCACCAUGUUCAACAACACCGAUGCCCAAUGGACUUGGCAUAGGAACAACGAGUCAGAAGCCGUUGUGGCCGAUCAAGUUUGGCUCGAGAGUCUCAGCUCGACCUGCGCUUGUGGACUCCAGCAACCGAGUCCUUCGAUUCAAGAAGGCACUUCCCAUGACGAGUUUUAGAAACGAAUGGGCACCGAUUUCAGAAUUGUGGCCAAAAUGGUCGUUGACCUUUUUUAGGAAUUGACAUAGUUAGCCUUGUGUUUUAAUUGGAGGGGCGGUUUGUAUAAAGGCAAUGCUCUAAAACAAUCAAAGUAAAGCACACCUUUAACUAGUAUCGAGAAA
Amborella trichopoda is the source of this 1577-nucleotide messenger RNA. Its product is annotated as purple acid phosphatase 22. Gene Ontology annotation, molecular function: metal ion binding; acid phosphatase activity. NCBI's taxonomy places the organism in Eukaryota, Viridiplantae, Streptophyta, Magnoliopsida, Amborellales, Amborellaceae. The record is from RefSeq and is a predicted model, not a curated record.